AUGCCGAGUUACUGUACUUGCGAGAACACGAGUCUGGACCAGACGGGGGAGCACGUUUGUUCGCUAAAACCACCAGUGGAGAAGGACAAUGCACAAGAGGCCAAGGCGACCAGUCCGGUUAGGUACAGCGAUGGCUCCGUACGACUGCGAAAUCCCAAUAUCGAACUCAUGGAUCAGGAUAUACUGUACCAUCUCGCUCUCGGCAGCGGCUCCCACGAUCUCGUCGAGAUGUUUGGCGACGUCAAGUUUGUCUGCAUGGGUGGAACGCCAAAGAGAAUGGAACACUUUGCAAACUAUAUCAUGAAGGAGAUUGGUCACAAGCUGCCAGCGGGAACGACCCUUUUAGACAUCACUCAGAAUUCUUAUCGCUAUUCCAUGUACAAAGUCGGCCCGGUUCUCUCUAUCAGCCACGGGAUGGGUAUACCUUCAGUUAGCAUCCUACUGCACGAAAUCAUCAAGCUGAUGUACCAUGCGAAAGUGAAGGAUCCCGUCUUCAUCAGGAUCGGCACCUGCGGCGGUGUCGGCCACGAAGGUGGCACGGUCAUUAUCUCGGAGGAGGCCGUGGACGAGAUGAUGAGGCCUUACAUGGAAUUGAUGGUGCUCGGAAAAUUGGUGCGCCGACCAGCCAAACUCGAUCGGCAGCUGGCCCGUGACUUGAAGGGUCUGGCGCAUCGCGACGAUCCCUACGACACCGUAAUCGGCAAGACCAUGUGCUCAAACGACUUUUACGAGGGUCAGGGUCGUUUGGAUGGCGCGUUCUGCGAGUUUACGGAAACCGACAAGAUGGAGUACCUGACGAAGCUGCAGAAGGCCGGAGUAGUGAACAUUGAGAUGGAGAGUCUGUGCUUUGCCGCUCUGACGCAUCACGCCGGCAUCCAAUCUGCUGUCGUGUGCGUAACAUUGUUGGACCGACUCAAAGGCGAUCAGGUUCUAGCACCCAAGGAGGUGUUGGAGGAAUGGCAGCUGCGACCGCAGACGUUGGUCGCUCGUUACAUCACCACGUACCUCCAGCGGAAGGGCCGUCUCUCCCUGGAAGGUCACGGCUCCAUGUACGUCAAGAGCCCGCGCCGUUUCAAACUGGUACAGCAGGAAUCUGAGAAUUACGAUUAAGUCGUGAAACGAGCUUUGCGGCUCGGUUUCGGGAUCGGCGCGGCGUUUAAAUCAACUUGUGCACGCUGUACGGACCGUUUAUUUCUCUUUGCAAAGAUUUUAUUUAUUUCCGAGGAAGAUCGCGUAAAGAGCGAUAUUAAACGGCAAAUUUACAGCAGAAUUUACAGAUUUGAGCAAUCUGAAGCGAUCGAAAGCGUCACAAAAGGAUUUCCAGCGGCUCUCGGAACGUACAAAAAAAAAGAAGAAAAUGUUGAAAAUUUUUGUCAAAGUUGUUAAAAAUCCCUCUGUUGUUGAAAUUUUUACCGUUUAACAAAAUUUUUCAGGUCGAAAUACUGGAGAAGGCAAUCUUUCUUGAAAAUGUUGAUAAUAAUGAUCGAAUAUUGCAACGAGAAAUUUCUCACAUUGCGCAGAAGCGCAUCGCCGCGUUGAUUCCCGAAGCUCACGAGGAAAUUAACGAGUAUCGGUACCGAAGCGACGCCAAAAUUUAAUGCACUUGUUUCGUGCGGUGAGAUUCAAGUACAAAGUCACACACACGCACGCACGCACGCACGCACGCACGCACGCACGCACGCACGCACGCACGCACACACCGAGAAUUACAAAUUGCGCUCGAGCGCGAAAAUACGUUUUUCACAAUUAUAUAUCCUCUACGGCCAUUUGCACCAUUCUCGAUUAACGUGGAGUUUGAAGAACAUUCCUUGAAUCUUUUCUGUCCCAGAGAUCCUAUUAUUUUAUUGCUAGCUGUUAUUCUCACGACUUGUGUAAGAAAUUUCUUAUCCGUACGCUAUAUUCGUAUGCAUUCCAGAUAUAUAUAAAUUAUAAUAAUUUCAAUUAUGGUAGAAAGCCAGGAACUGAUGAAAGAAAGUUAUAUCGAGACUGUGGUGCAAUCGACUACCAAUUCGUGUAGUUUUCUCUAGAAAUUUAAUUUCUGCAGCCCUUCGUUUAAACGCAUGACAUUGCGAACAAGAAUUCGUUUCUUUUCGAUCGUUUUGCGUAGGGUCUUUAUAUCGAGAUUUAGAUAUGAAAUCUGUUAACGGACCUAUUUGCAGUUUACGUGGUUUAGUGCGAGGUUUGUUCGGAUGGGGUUCCAAAAGGAAUUGUAAAGUUAGAUAUGCUGCGCGUAUUUAUCGGAGUGUGAGAUCUAUGUAUUAGCACUCUUAACACAAUUCGGUAGCACAUUCCACAUAUAUACACAUAUAUACACAUAUAUACACAUAUAUACAUAUUAUAUACAUAUAUAUAGUCAAAGAAUUAGCGGCGUUUCCGUUUAAUUGUUAUCCGUAACGUGGGCGGGGGGUUACAUACACAACAUGCAAGUUACAAGAAUGAGAAGAAGAGAAUAAAGAUGACACACCUUAAUAGAUGUCAUUUGACAAAUUAUUUUUCGAGUAAGCAUCUCUGGAACAUGAAAACUUGUAAGAAAGGAAAAUAUUCGGCUAACAUUCGUACCAAUAUUCGUGUGAUAUCGGAAAACAGAGAAGACGAACCAAUAUAAGUUGUCUAUGAGUUUAUAUUCUUGUCAAAAUUGUCAGCCAAUUCACGAGCGAUAAGCGGACAAAUUUCUAUCAUGUAAAAAUUAUUACGUAAUCAAUGUUCAAGUGUUAAAUUGACAUAUUUAAUAUUCGUAUACGCAUGCAUACUUACGCGUAUUUAAGCAAUUUCAUGUUUUACGCACAAUUAAUCGCGCAAAAGAUAAGAACAUAUGAAAAGAACACAGCGAGUAUUAUAAACGUAAAAAAAGGAAGAAAAGAAAAAAAAAGAUUGUAUCACUUUAAAAGAAAUUAUUAAUCACCGAUCGAUUACAUAUGAUAAACUAUAUCAGACUCGACGAGACGGAUACAUGACGACAACUAACGACAUUUUGUCCACCGUCACAGGGUUGGGCAAAAUAUUGUUUAAAUGCAUUUCAAUGGAACAAGCAUGAAAUACCAACCACUUGUUGACAAUGUUUAAAUUUCGUGAAUCAGAAGAUAAACGAAAUGUUGUGUACACAAAAUCGAUCGUUUACACAUUUUGUUCCGUGUCAUUUACGUCGAGCGUAACAACCGUAUAUACAUGUAUGUAUGUUUCAAGUACUGCCCAGCCCUGAGCGUCCACGUUAUAUCCUGUUCGUUAUGCAUAUUAGUAUUAAUAUUCUAUUAUUGCGUAGACAGCAAAGCUGUAUAAUAUGUAUAGUUGUACGAUACAUGUUCGUUAUACACGGAGAGAAUUGUUCUCGAGGAUAUUGACAUUCACGUAAAUAAUCGCAAAAAUACCAUACUCGGCUCUGGUCCGACUAGUAUAUAUCGGAUCUGUUGCAAAUUCUAUCGAAACGAUAGAAAGCGAGAAAGUACAAGAAAACUUUGGAUGGUAGUACGAAUACGCGUACAUUCCAAUUGCUCGAUACACAAGUAUGGCAAUGUUUGCUAUUAACGUGACACGAUGUUCGUUAACGAUUCUCUCUGUGUAAAAUUGUUGCUAGCCGAUGCGCCGUGCCGUACGAUUUGCCUUGGUCGUUCAUCUCCUUACCGGUACAAAGGAGUUACAAAGCCCAGAAUCGAUUCUCGCAGACCAUAACGGAUCGCGACGAGAUCGUUACCCCCCUGUAGCAAAGAAGAGUAGCUUGCAGCAAUAUAUCGCAACAUACGUUAUAGUUGCUGCAAGCUUCCGCGUGCUGUAAGGGUUCCAUCAAAUUUUUGCGGUUGCUUUAUAAUGUAUUUGCCUUUAUUUUAUGAUGCUUUAUAUAUACAUUAUUUAUAAUAUAAAUGAGAGUCGGCACAUUAGUGUCAAACCGUUUUGUUUCGUGUUCCGUAGUCUUUUUAUCGUUGCUUUAAUAACGCUUUAUUUUGCAGCUUCCUCUGCUCGUUAGCAACAAAACAUACUCGUCUUACUCGCAAUAUACGCCGAUAUAUCGACUUUUGUAUUUUUAAUUAUCUGUUAUGUGCCCGCGAUUAAGUAUAAGGCCGUUCCAAGAGAAUGAGCAUCGGUAGCAGAGUACGGCGAAGCGUGAAUUUAUCUUGACGCGAUUCCCGCGGAUCACGCGUUUCACGAACUUUUACAACCCGUUACGCGUAAACGUUUACGCACAGCAACAGUUUUAAUUUUGUUUCCGUAAAUGUAAAAACAGUCGUGACAAGUCAAUCGAACGCUUUACUUUAAUCGUUGAAAGCGAGUAAUCAGGACCCAUUUAUGACAUUUUGAAAUGCACUUUUUUACAGAAUUGCAUCCUUCCUUCUUCUUUGAAUCUUUGAAAAUCGGACAAACCGCUGCUGCUGACGCGCAUUCACUCUUGGAAGAAUCAAACAUACAUUUACAGUCGAUUCUCAUUAUUGUCGUUCGCUUUUUCGUUCGUUCCAUGAACAACGACAUAUCUGUGAUGCGUACUUGUAACGUGUAUAAGGAGCAUUAGCGAAAUGUACCUAACAAACGUGUUGACACGUAUGACACGCGUGUAUAUUCGAGAUCUUAUCUACAUCCCUCUCGUCUUGCGAAUCCGCGACAACUAUUUCUCUACUUACAAUGUUACGAUAUACUCUGUAAAAUUUCCAUUGUUUAUCUCUCUCUUUCUCGCACAUUGUAACUACGAUACUUUUGAUCGAACGUCCACCUCUUCGAUCGUUCGGUCGCGGACGUUCUCGUAAGUUUGCUAGUACUACUCUCAGCUAUCGAAUUGUACAUCUCCACUGUAAAAAUUCGAUUAUUUAUAUAUAUUAAUUCUCGAGACUAAUGUGUCUUUUUAAAACCUAAUUGCUGGCACGUGGCCAAGCACAUUGUAUGAAGAAGGAAUGAAAAAAAGAUGGAACAAGAGAAAGAGCUCUACAGUUGUUAAUUGUACGUUAUAAGAGGACAAUAAAAAAAAUAUUAUGUA
Ooceraea biroi (clonal raider ant) is the source of this 4957-nucleotide messenger RNA. RefSeq names its product uridine phosphorylase 1. Gene Ontology annotation, molecular function: uridine phosphorylase activity. The record is from RefSeq and is a predicted model, not a curated record. Gene Ontology annotation, cellular component: cytosol; cytoplasm. Lineage: Eukaryota; Metazoa; Arthropoda; Insecta; Hymenoptera; Formicidae. Gene Ontology annotation, biological process: nucleotide catabolic process; uridine catabolic process.